This is a messenger RNA of Pyrenophora tritici-repentis Pt-1C-BFP, 3246 nucleotides long. RefSeq names its product KAP95, Karyopherin (importin) beta. The record is from RefSeq and is a predicted model, not a curated record. Gene Ontology annotation, molecular function: small GTPase binding; nuclear import signal receptor activity. Gene Ontology annotation, biological process: protein import into nucleus. Gene Ontology annotation, cellular component: cytoplasm; nucleus. Lineage: Eukaryota; Fungi; Ascomycota; Dothideomycetes; Pleosporales; Pleosporaceae.
AUGGCGUGGCAACCCCAAGAGGAGCCUCUGCGCCAGCUCACGCAGUGCCUGAGGGACUCGCUGAGCGGCCAUGACCAGAAUGCGCGAAAGAAUGCCGGUGAGAUGCUCAAGUCUGCGCAAAGCUCACCGGAUAUCGACAAGUACCUGGCCUACAUUCUCUCGAGUAGCCAGCCCCCGCCAUCAGUCAACAUGGAUGCCCCUGGCUACUUCCAGGCGCGUGCUGCUGCUGCUGUCAUGCUCAAAAACGACGUCAAGUUGGGAUACAAGGCCAUGCCCGACUCAACCAAAGACUACAUAAGAUCGGUGAUUCUGGUUGGACUGCAGGACUCAACCUCACAAAUACGCGGAUAUGUGGGAAACGUCAUAACAGAGAUUGUGCGCCAGGGAGGCAUCAUGGGAUGGCCUCAGAUUCUGUCGGAGCUUGUCAACAUGGUUAGCAAUGCCGAUGGCAAUGUCUCGACACAGGCGCAAGAGGGCGGAAUGGGUGCUUUGCUCAAAAUAUGCGAGGACAACAGAAAGGCCCUCGACAAGCAAUACCAGGGUCAGAAGCCAUUGAGCUUCGUUUUUCCAAAGCUCCUCGAGCUCACAACAAGCCCGCGGCCCCAGGUCCGCGCCGACGCAUUGGCUGCCAUCAACGUAUUCGUCCCCGAAAAGCCCGAAGCUGUCGUCUCUAAUAUCGAUACCUUGCUGCAACAACUCUUCACCCUGGCUAGCGAUCCGAGUGAAGAUGUGCGCAAACAUGUCUGUCGGACCUUUGUCCACAUCGCCGAUAUUGCCCCGCAGAAAAUAAUACCACACAUGGACGGAUUGGUCGAGUUCAUGGUGACACAGCAACGCACACCGAACAAUGCGGACCUGGCCCUAGAUGCAGCCGAGUUCUGGUUAUGUGCAAGUGAAGAUGAGAAGAUGCGAGAUCAUCUUGGUCCGUAUCUCUCAAAGAUAAUACCUGUCCUGCUUUCGAGUAUGGUGUACAGUGAAGACGAGAUCUUGCGUCUUGAGGGCGAAGAGGAAGACUAUGAAGUCGAAGACCGGGAACAGGACAUCAAACCUACUUUUGCAUCCACCAAAGCCGGACGACUCACCAAUGCAAACGGCGAGGCCGUAUCAGCUACCAACGGAACGACUGAAGCUGCGGCUGAGAAUAUCGACGACGAUCUUAGUGAGGGCGAGAUCGAUGAUUUCGACGAUGAAGAUGAGUUUGGUGACCCGGAAGAGCAGUGGAACCUUCGAAAAUGCUCUGCUGCGGCUCUUGAUGUCCUCGCCUCCGUCUUCCACGAAGCCGUAUUUGCAGCCACCCUACCCUACCUGACAGAUAACCUGAACCAUCCUGAGUGGCCGAACCGAGAGUCUGCAGUUCUUGCACUUGGUGCCAUUGCCGAUGGCUGUAUGUCGGUGGUCGAGCCACAUCUCCCCAUGCUGACACCUUUCCUGAUUACUCUACUGGAAGAUCCCAAGCCUGUCGUUCGCCAAAUUACCUGCUGGUCGCUCGGCCGUUACUCAGGGUGGGCAGCACAUUUGGACCCAGACGGCAAGAAGAAGUUCUUUGAGCCAGUCAUGGAGGGUAUCCUGAUGAAAAUGCUUGACAGGAACAAGCGGGUUCAGGAAGCAGCCGCGUCUGCCUUUGCUAACCUCGAAGAAAAGGCGAAUGUAGAGCUUGCAGAGUACUGUCCUGCCAUAGUUCGGCAGUUUGUCCAGUGCUUUGCCAUGUACAAAGAUCGUAACAUGUUCAUCCUCUACGAUUGCGUUCAGACACUAGCUGAGCACGUCGGGCCUAAGCUGGCAGAAGACGCACUCGUCCAAACACUUAUGCCAGCGCUCCUACAACGCUGGAAUAAGGUAUCUGAUCAGUCGAGGGAAAUGUUUCCGCUGUUGGAGUGUCUUUCAUACGUUGCGACGGCCCUCGGACCCAAGUUUGCACCAUAUGCAGCCGGCAUAUUCGCCAGAUGCAUCAAAAUCAUCCAUCGCAACCUUGAGGAGGGUGUCAUGGCUGCAGAGAUCAACGGCUUUGAACCUCCAGACAAGGACUUCCUGGUGACAAGUCUAGAUCUAUUGAGUGCCAUCAUCCAGGCUUUGACUUUGCAGGACAGUGCGACGCUGGUUGCACAAGCACCAACUUUCUUCCAGCUCUUGGCUGUCUGCAUGAGGGAUCAAAACAACGAUGUUCGGCAAUCAGCCUAUGCACUCCUUGGAGAUUGCGCCAUCUAUGUCUUCCAACAACUCCAGCCUUGUCUGCCUGACAUCUUGGCUAUUCUAAUCACCCAACUUGACGUUUCCGACGUACAGUCCGACGGUCUUGAAACAUCAUACUCGGUCAUCAACAACGCCUGCUGGUCCGUUGGCGAGAUCGCAAUGUGCCACAAAGAAGGCAUGCAGCCCUACGUGGAGAAGUUGUUGCAAAAGUUGGGUACGAUCCUAUUCGACGACAGGGUCCCAGAGUCCUUGAACGAAAACGCGGCAAUUGCUCUGGGUCGACUAGGCCUCUCAAACGCCCCAUCACUCGCCGUACAUCUCGCUCAGAUCGCACCUGCUUUCCUCCGUGCCAUGAAGAAGGUUCAGUGGACAGACGAGAAGUGCCAUGCACUUACCGGCUUUAUGCUCAUGGUAUUAGCUAAUCCCGGUGCCAUGGAGCAGUGUCUACUUCAGUUCUUCAGCGACAUGUCGAUGGCAGACCGCAAUGUCGUACGGGGUCCUGCAGGACAACAGGUCCAGGAGACGUUCCAGAAGGUCAUACAGCAGUACAAGGGCAUGAUCGGAGACUUCGACGGCUUCAUCAGCGGUCUUCCGGCCGACCAGCAAGCCCGCUUCCGAGAUCUGUACAGCUUCUAAGCGUCUCAAUUCCAAUUAUCAUUUUAUGUGGCACAGCGGGCGUUGAAUAAGGAUGUAUGGCUUAGAGGAAGAGAAGGAAAUACCAAAAGGUGGGUUCGCAACGGGCACGCCACUGGGCGAAUGUGUGUGUAUGUGUGUAUUCAACUUCCCAAACUAUACAAAGGAAAAGGGGGAAACCAUGAAAGCAUUUACGGCAAUGGGGGGUUCUUCAGCGGCAUCCAUAGACAUUUUCUUUUUACCUAUCCAGCAAGCGAACCAUUGUGUUUUUUUUUCACGACGCAUGACAUUUCCCAGGCGUUGGCAAAGUGCUGUUAUGGGUCUUGUCGCGUCAAGGACUGUUUAUUUGUUUUUGAUCUUUCUGUCCAUAGCCAAAGUAGAUAGCUUAGCUUAGUGUUCAAUUCUGACAUGUGUCUUGUCUGC